Molecule: messenger RNA, 794 nt
Organism: Folsomia candida
Lineage: Eukaryota; Metazoa; Arthropoda; Collembola; Entomobryomorpha; Isotomidae
Gene: BORCS7
Exons: 3
Coding region: 148-468 (106 amino acids)
Cellular component (GO): BORC complex
Source: RefSeq, a predicted model, not a curated record
AAAUACACUUCAAACACAGAACAGUAUUUCUGCCUUUUCAACGUUUCCAAAAUAAUAUACAUUGUUUUCCAAUUGUCAUAUAAUAUUUAAUAAGGACGAAUUUUUCCGACUAUAUAAAUGUUCCACAUACCUACGAACUAGGAGAAAAUGUCAAACGCCGCUACUCCGGGACAAGCCAAGCUACUUUAUCGAGACCCAAAGAAUAAAUUAUGCGAAAAGAUUUGUCUAAAUGUUCACUCAUUUGGCAGUCUCGCGGAAUCCAUUGUUCAUGGAAAGGAACAGCACCAACCUCUAACCCAAGCCAUCAACAAUUUCGUCUCAACAGAAAAACACAUUGAAGAGUCUCAUGAGAACUUGAAGAAACUUGCCGUUUUAAAUCUACACAUGACAUAUCAAUAUGACGCAAUUAACAAGUUUUCUCAACAAUUGGAUCAGCUAAAGGAAGUUAGUCAGUCUAUGAGAAGAUGACCAGACCAAAAUGCCUUUAGGAGUAACGAUGCAUGCGAUUAAAUCAUCAAUGGUCACAAUUUCCACUAGGGACUUUCACACACAAUAUAGAGUUAUUAGUUGCAAUAUUGAAUUAGUUUAUAAAUUGACCUAUAUUUGAGCUACCUCGUCUAUCCUUUCUGCCAUUUAGUUUAUGCUGAAUUGGUUCAAAACAAUUUAUAUGGUAGCCAUGAAAAUCGGUCUGACCUUUAAAAUUAUUCCUUUAAUAAUGGCCGCUAACUGGUUUAGCCAAUAACUUGUAUAAACUUGACGGACAACUCUAAAUAUCCUAAAUAGCUAUUCAUUUU